CGCCAUAGUUACGCCCUAACGUUGCUAUGGCUGAAGAUAUUGGCGGUUUGGAGCGCGCGUAGCUUCCAGCUCCAAACAUCUCAGACAUGUCAAAUGGCAGCAAGAAGUCACUGUUGCGGAAGCUAGAGAAACUGAAAAAAGAAAGAAACAUCCUGCCAGUCCUUCUGAAAGCAGGAAAACCCCAGAAUUCAUUGAUUGGUCAGGAUGUGAACUCUGGCGGCAUUAAUUCGCAGCAGAUAUUUCAAUGUGGCUCAAAGGAGAAUCAGCCAAAGGAAAGAUAUAAAGCCCAUGCAGAGAAAUCGGACAAGGGGAGAACUUUGGAAGGUUUCAAGCUGCCAAUGACACCUGAAGAAGCAUUGAUACAUUUUACAAGUGGACUGACAAAUUAUGAACACAAAGAAGUCCUAAAUUAUGAAGAAGUCUGGUUUCUCGGAUUGAACACUCAAAAGAUAGAAGGUUCUUCUGACAAACAGCACAACAAUGGCUACGAUGAUGAACAUGGCUCUUACAUUGAGGUGUUGCAUGACCAUAUUGCAUACCGGUAUGAAAUUCUUGAAGUGAUAGGUAAAGGAUCUUUUGGGCAGGUGGUAAAAUGUAUGGACCAUAAAGCAAAUGAACUUGUGGCUAUCAAGAUAAUAAGGAAUAGAAAGAGGUUUCAGCACCAAGCUUUUGUAGAACUGAAGAUUUUAGAUAUCCUGCAAAAGAAGGACAAAGAUGGUAGCAACAAUGUUAUUCAUAUGAAAGAAUAUUUUUAUUUCAGAAACCAUCUAUACAUUUCUUUUGAACUUUUAGGAAUGAAUCUGUAUGAACUUAUCCAGAAGAACAACUUCCAGGGUUUUACCAUAUCUCUUAUUUGCCGAUUUGCAUACACUUUACUAAAGAGCUUACAAAUGCUCUUUAGGGAAAAAAUAAUUCACUGUGACCUGAAACCUGAGAACAUAUUACUUUGUCCCAAAGGGCAAGGAUUAAUAAAAGUAAUUGAUUUUGGAUCAAGCUGCUUUGAGAAUCAAAAAGUUUAUACAUACAUCCAGAGCAGAUUCUACCGCUCACCUGAAGUAAUUCUUGGUCACCAGUUUGGAUUAGCAAUUGACAUGUGGAGCUUUGGCUGCAUCUUAGCUGAGCUCUACACUGGCUACCCACUCUUUCCUGGGGAAAAUGAAGUGGAACAGUUGGCUUGUAUCAUGGAGGUAUUUGGGAUUCCACCAGCAGAAAUCAUUCAAACUUCGCAAAGAAAACGUUUGUUUUUUGAUUCUAAAGGAUUCCCUAAAAACGUCACAAACAGUAAAGGAAUGAAGAGGUGUCCAAAUUCCAAGGAGCUUACCAGCGUACUAAAAACAAGUGAUAACCUUUUCCUAGACUUCCUGAAAGGAUGUCUCAUGUGGAAUCCUGAGCACCGCCUGACUCCAGAUGAAGCAAUGAAACAUAGAUGGAUUCAGGAAUCCAGAACAAAAAAACAUCAUCUUAAAAUGAAAGUGACAUCUGGGACUGAAAGUAACAAUAAACAUGCUUGCAAAAAAGCACACCAUCUAAAGACAGAAAAAAUCUGUCGUGAAACAGAUGUUAGGCACAAGGUUCAUGUCGAAGAGGAGACAGCACUCACUGUACGUCCAAGACCUCUAGGGACUUCUGCAGAAGAAGAUGUAACAGAAAAAGCAAAUGACAACUGUGAAGUCCUUGCUGAAAAAGAACUGGAAGAUAAAUCAUUGAAAAAUAUACAACAAGAUGUUCAAUCUGAAUCACCUAAAGAAAUAAAGUGUCAGGAAUGCAUCUAGUUCCUGUCACCUGUAGAUAGAUCAUGCUUGUGGUCCUGUCAGAUCUCACUCAAGGUAGUUUGUCCAGUAAAGCUGCUCCUUUAUCAGAGAAAACUGCAAUAUCAGAAAGCUGUUUUGUUUUUACAGUUACCUCUAAUGGAAUCGAUGUCCCAUUUGAGGCAUCAUAUGGAAAGUGCAAAUGACUGCAGGCUCUAGAUGUUGCAGACCAAACUGAUGAAAUUGUGCAAUAACUCCUGUUUUCUAAACAUAAUCUCCUCAUUCACAAAUUUAUACUUUUUCUGAAUAAUACCAACAAAAUAACAAUAUGUUUUCAAAGUCAAUGAUGGAAACAAUAAAAGAAUCCCAAAUUAUCACUUCUUAAA
Molecule: messenger RNA, 2134 nt
Organism: Carcharodon carcharias (great white shark)
Lineage: Eukaryota; Metazoa; Chordata; Chondrichthyes; Lamniformes; Lamnidae
Gene: dyrk4
Product: dual-specificity tyrosine-(Y)-phosphorylation regulated kinase 4
Exons: 13
Coding region: 87-1772 (561 amino acids)
Biological process (GO): peptidyl-threonine phosphorylation; peptidyl-serine phosphorylation
Cellular component (GO): nucleus
Molecular function (GO): ATP binding; protein serine/threonine/tyrosine kinase activity; protein serine/threonine kinase activity
Source: RefSeq, a predicted model, not a curated record